AGAUGUGCCCUUUUUGGCCCGUUUAUUGUGGCAUCAUCACCUGCUGUAUGCCUUGCCUCCCCUCCAUCUCGAGUUGCCGAUCCGCCUCGAACCUCUACUCGGAUCUCCCUCAUGGGUCGACAGAUCCGACCGAUUUCAUUCGGCUCCAGACACUGUGUAUCAUUUGCUCCAUAAGCUAUUUCUCAAGCUUUCAGAGGCACGUACAAAGUCGCCUCACCUGCAGAGCGCAUAACCUCUGA
This is a messenger RNA of Protopolystoma xenopodis, 239 nucleotides long. The record is from the annotation of a GenBank genome assembly. Lineage: Eukaryota; Metazoa; Platyhelminthes; Monogenea; Polystomatidea; Polystomatidae.